UGGGAACAUGGCGGAGUGAGGGAGUAAGGAGGCGAGCUGUCCAGCCUCUCUGCUCAUGUGAAGCACCUGGAGAAUUCCCCACUCACUCAUCAGACCCCGGGGGCUAAACUCUUCGUUGCUGGUGGUCGCCGGGCUGAAGCUGAAGUUGGAAGGAAGAGGAAAAAUGAGCGCAACAGGUAAAGAAGCUCUGUGUCAGCAGCGAAACCUGCAGAAAUAACAUAUUGAGGAGCAGCUGUUAAUUGCGGUUUUUACAGCGAUCGUGGGGCUCUUUUUAACAAUAAAGGUUUUCAGAAAUCUCUUCUGGGCUUGCCUGAGGAUCGAAUCUUGUAUUCUGGUGUCGCCAUUAUCCCAGGGAGUUUUGAUCAUCAGGGGUGCCCACUUAUUAUAUUCCCCAGAGCGCAGCAUAGCAAGCUAAUGUCGGAUUUAACGCACAGUGACAUUGUUGAACUUCUCAAAUAUUUUCUCCAUCAUCUUCGUGAAUCACAAACCACAAAUUGUCUAGUAUCAAUUAUAACUGAUCUUCGAUGUGCCAAGUUGGAUGUUGCCUCCAUCAUUAUAAAUAGUUUGCUGGAAAUUCAGCACCAGAUUGGAAGAAUAUUCAACACUUUAUAUGCUCUCCAGCCACAGACAAAAGGAAUUAGAAAAUGCAUUUUGAAGUCUUUGGGCCUAAGCCAUAGCAAGGUGCUUUCAGAGCCACCAUUCAAGUGUGUGCUUCUUAAUGAAGUCUUUGAGUUGUACAACUACAUUGAUAGAAGUCAGUUGACCUCUGACCUUGGAGGAUAUUUGAUUUAUCAACAUGAAGCAUGGGUCCAGUUCAGGAAGGCGAUUGAUGGCUUCACACAUGAAUAUUAUACCUUGAUCCAGAGAUUUCCUCGCUGUCUUGCUGGUCUCCAGCAGCUGUCUCUCCAGUCAUGGCCAACAGAAGCAGAAGAAUUUGAACAGUUCUCCUACCAAGUCAUGGAGCUUCACACAGCAUGGAGGAGGGAUCUGGGAAUCGAUGACCUGUUGAGAAGUUGUGAGGGGAUCUUGGAGAAGCUCACUGAUCCGAAAUCCGACCCCUGCUUUUCGGCCAUGGCUGGGACUGCCCAGUUUUGGCAGACGUUUGGGGACCUUCAUGAAAAGAAUGAAAGGAUAAGAGCUGCUGUGCAGAAAGUGGAGUUACAGUGGCAACAGGCUCUUGCCAGAGCUCAGCUUUUGCAGAAGGACCUUCAGUGUAGGGAAAAGGCUGAGCAGAUUAUUGAUUUGAUCACCCAUGAAGGAAUGGGGAAGAUCCAAUCAUACAAAUUAGAAAUUGCAAGUAAUUUGAGCCAAGCAGAGAUUCUAAAACUGGAUUAUGAUGUUGCCAUUUAUAAUCCUGCAAUGAAGUUGAUCACCGAAUCUGAGAGAGUGCUGCAGGAUCUUGAUGUAAUAACCAAAGAAAGACCUGGAGGAAAAGAGGAGGAUUGUAAAGAGAAACUGAACAAAUUAAAAGAUAUGUUCCACAUAGCUGUAGAGCUGCCCCACCAAACCUUAAAAGCAGUUUAUGAUUUCUACUACAUUUUUGAAAAAGUUGCUGGCUGGUAUAAUUUAUUGCUGCAAGAAGUAUUUUUUAAGGAGGCAGUAGAUACCCAUGAUGCACAAAUGUUGGCGAUGCCUCAAGAAGCAACAAUCUGCCUUAAAUCAAGCUGGCAGAACGAGGUUAAUCAUUUCCUGAAAAAAGCUCCUGUUCCAGCCAUUGAAGAAUUGGUACAACUCAGGGAUUUGGCUGAUUACAUUCCAGAUACGCUGCUGAGGAGAAGGGGAAAACUAGUAGCCCAUCAGUGCUUCGUUGUAAUAAAGCUGUUGACUUCUCUUGGGAAAGUAUUCCUGAUUGACCUCGAACAAGCAAUUCACUGGCAAGAAAUGUACUUAGAGAGACUGCAAAAUGCAAUGGAUCAUCCUGCAAAUUCAUCUGUUGAUACCAAGAUCAGUGCAAGUGCUGAUAAAGCACUGAAAACUGUCAGCGAUGUACAUGCUACUCAAGAACAGUUCAUUGAAAGCAAUUUGCAGGAAGCAAAACAAAAAAAUGGCUCUGAACCAGGCGUAUCCUCCAUGGAAAAGCGCUCUCAUGCAAAUGAGACAAUUGAACAGAAUAGGGAUAAUCUUGACUGUGACCAUUUGCAACUAACAACUUUUCUAUCCACCUCUCAAUCUGUUCUUGUUCAAGCCGACCAAAACGACAGGGUAUUAACCAAAAAAAACCCAUCUUUAACUUCUUUUGACUCUGGAAUUGACGGGGCUGGGAGUUGCAAUUUAGAGACUGGAAACAUAAAAUUCAAGUCUGAAGUAGCCAAUAGGGACUGCGGGGUAAAAGCAGUCUCAAAGUUAUCAUUUAAAACUAAAGCAGCAAAACAAAAUGAAGUGGAUAAAGUUUGUACGACUGAGUCGAAUGAAUGGCUGAGGUUUGAACAAUUUGGAUUUGGUGAUCUCAAGUCCAUAUCAAGUGAAGUACAGCCCCUUUCAGGGUCUAAUACAAAGGCUUUAAACUUUGAGAUAAAAGUGAGCCGUUCAGCGAGUUUACCUAAGAAUCCUUGGAUUGGUCUACCUAUUGAGAAUCUUGAACAAUCUUAUAUGGUCACAAUCACCCCCAAACAACCAACGUUGGAAACCCAUCUCAAACAUAAAAAAGCUGGAAGCUGUAAUGCAGUGCGUCAAAUUGAAGGAAGAAAUGCAGACCAGCUUACGGUUAUGGUUCCAGGACAGAACAUCUUUGGGGCAACCUCAGUCCGGGUGAAAUCUCCAGAAAAGGAACGACGUUUAAUUUUGGAGGACUUUGAUCUGCCAUCUGUCGAAAAAAUUGAAUGCGCACAGUUCAACAAGGACCAGUGUUUGAAUUCUACCGAACAAUUUGAUGAAGACAUUGGAAGGGAGAUCCCAGCAACUCUGUACAACAAUCAGGAACUUUGUGGACCCAAAAUGUUACUGGAAGGGAGUAAAAAUGCAAGAGAUCAUGCUGCAUUACAGCUGUGUGACAGGGACAUGAAGGAUCAGGAGAAGCUGCAGGACGAUAUCGAGAAUCUUCUGUUGAGGACAGCAAAGAUUUUAAAGGAAGAAGAGGAUGUGCUUAGACAAGAAGAAGAGCUAGAGUUUCUUUUACAGUUGGAAGACAGCAAGUGCUAUGAUACUGAAGUGAACAGCACAGCCUCUGGCUUGCACAAUGAGAAGGUCACAAUGUCCCUGAGUGAACUUUCAGAAGCUGGAGUGAUUGGAUUAGAAGACUAUGAAUGGUCUGAAAGGGAACAGCAGGAAUGUAAUUGUAGUUGCAACCAUUCUCAGUUGUCUUGUGAUAUCGAGAGCAUGCAACAGGAAAGAAGCUUUGGUUCUGACUGUGGCUUUUAUACAAUAAAUUGUAACACUACUACUGCUACGCUAGGGACAAACUGGGGUGUACACAAUAAUCCCAGGUUACUGCAAGAAUUGAAAGAAUUAAAUCAAAUUGAGGACAGAAUUCUGGAAGAGAACUUGAAGAUAAGAGAGUUGUGUUCCUCUGAGGAAGAGCAGAAUGCUCCGGUACAAGUCUUGGGCAAGUCAAAGCCGAGCGAAGAUAGAAUCAAGUUUUUAGCUGAGCUGGAGAAGGAAAGAAAGGAAGUUGAGAAAAUGGAGCAGAGUCUUGCUCGAGAAGAAAAAAUGGAGCACAAGAAUGUAAAGAAGCUGCCACAAAUAUCUUCUAAGACAGGAUGUAGUAAUCCAAAGAGCAGAAAAGUAAAAUUGUCUGCACGAGUUUUGAGUUCUCAUUCAAAGUAUAGCCAAAGAGCUGAAACAAAAAGCCAACCUGGGUUUCCAGCUGCACAUGUAAAGUCUAAUGAACUAAGGUCCCCUGCAAAUGGUUUCAAUUCCGCCUCUAGUCAGGACCGAUCUUGCAACAAGCGUAUCCCAGACAAACCACCUUCACAUGUAAACGGAGUAUGUAGCUUUAAAAAAAAGGCCACCAAAGAAGUAUGUCCCAAUAAAGAUCAAGACCAAGUGCUUGGUCAAGUUAUAAAUACUGCUAUUGCUGUGAAUGAAGAAAAUGACCCAACAGGUUCAAAAGAUGACCAAACAUCUAUUACUGAUCUAGAUAAUGAAAUUCCUGAACAGAUUUUUUACUCCUCCAAGAAGGAAACAAUUGAAGAAAAUAAAAUUUUUACCUCUGGCUAUCAAAGUCAAAAAGACCUAACUGAGCAAACCAAAGAAAAGCCAAUACCAGCACUUCGUACCAGUGUACCUGUAAAAGUGGAAAAUAGUCUGACAUCUGCAUGCUCUGACCACUUCUGCACUGAACCUCUUGUAGAUGUUGUAACAAAAAGUGUCAAGAAAGAGCAGUUGAGAGUUCCAGUGCCCCAAAACUGUGUCAAAACCAAAAGUUGCCCAAAACUGUUUUUGGAAAAUCCUAGUGCUGUAAGGAAACCUUGUGAACAGCAAGAGUUUUUAGAGUCUUUAGAGAACUGUCCAGUUUCAAAGGAAUCCAUCAUCAUUAAUGCAAUUCUUGAAACAAAUUCACAGACAGGGAACAAGAAUAAAUCGGAAGAUGUCAAAAAGGACCAUGCGAGCAAAAUCUCUUCUAAUUUGUCUGAACACUCAACAAACGUGCAUAACAGUCAAGUCAAGUAUGAGAAAGGUGGUUCUAUCAUGGAAACAAGCUCUUUAGUAAACUCUGAGAGUGAAGAAAUGUGUCUUGAACAAAAAGAUUCCAAGUUGGUUGUAAAGUCAAAUCCAUAUGUUGAAAGUAAAUGUGAUGCACAAGGCACUCCCUUAUUUAAUGAAGCAAUACUGGAAAGUAGUGCAAUUAUUAGCAGCAAUGUAGAAUCAAGAGAGGAUUACACAUUUGAGAUGUUGCAAUCUGAUGAAUCCAGAAGCACUGAGACACAGAAGGAUUCUUUACAGAUCAUCAAUAUUGCAAGCCAGAUACACGAUCAUUCAAAACAAGAGUUGAAUGCUGUAUUUGAAGAUUGUCAUGUAAACGUGUCUGUGGGAUGUAAUCCACCAAUCAAUGGUCAUGUUUUUCAAGUAUCUGUUAUGAAGGUUUGUGACUAUAACAUACCAGUUGUGUUGGACACAGGCUCUGGUCUGAUGAAAGCUGGCUUUGCAAAUCAGGACCUACCAACGACUAUAUUUCCAACGGUAAUUGGACAACCUAAAUAUGAGAGAGUUUGUAAUGGGAGGAAUCAAAAAGAUGUUUACAUUGGGCACGAUGCUCAACAUAUGCGAGGUGUUCUUUCCUUGCACUACCCACUGGAACAUGGCGUUGUGACAAACUGGGAUGAAAUAGAAAAGAUCUGGCAUCAUACAUUUUAUCACCAGCUCCGCAUUGAGCCUGAAGAUCAUCCAGUUUUCCUGACAGAGGCAGCCAUGAACCCACACCGGAACCGAGAGCGAAUGGUUGAGAUCAUGUUUGAAGUUUUUAAUGUGCCUUUUACUUAUGUGGCAAUUCAAGCUGUCUUAGCACUUUUCUCUUCUGGGAGAACAACAGGUAUAACCUUGGACUCUGGAGAUGGAGUGACACACACUGUACCAGUCUAUGAAGGGUACAGUCUGCCUCAUGCCAUACAACGCCUAAAUCUGGCUGGCCGAGAUCUCACAGAAUAUUUUGGAAAGCUGUUGAAAGAAAGGGGUUAUUCAUUUAAUACUUCAGCAGAACAGGAAAUUGUCCGAGAUAUCAAAGAGAAGCACUGUUAUGUUGCCGAAGACUAUGAAAGAGAAGUGGGGCACUUGGGAAAUUGUGGCGAACUAAACUACAGAUUGCCUGAUGGACAAAUAAUUACAAUAGGCAACGAGAGGGUCAGAGCUCCAGAGCUUUUGUUUAAACCAGAGGUGAUCGGAAGAGAUCACUAUGGAAUUCAUGAGAGUCUUCUCCGCGCCAUUAUUCUCUGUGAUGUGGACCUGAGACAAACCUUUGUUGGAAAUAUUGUUCUCUCAGGAGGAAACACACUGCUGACUGGAUUAGGAGCAAGAGUACAAAAAGAAAUCUCUUCCAUGUUGCCCCUGGACCUGUCUAAGUAUGUACACAUUUCAAGCCCAGCAAACCGGGACUUCACAGUGUGGAGUGGGGGUGCUGCCCUGGCAAGUUCAUCUGUCAUUGACCAUGCCUGGAUCAGCCGAGAAGACUAUUAUGAAUUUGGUCCAAAAAUUGUUCAUAGGAAGUGCUUUUAAAUUACACUCCUGGAUAAAGUUUUUUAAAACUUUAUUUUAUUAAUCAUAAAUGCAGUAAUGAUGUAACCCCAGUGUUAAUUGAAAGCAAUAUUCCCAAAUAAGGCCUAUACUUCUUUAUAGCAGGGACUUUUCUAUUUUAACUUCUGGUCAGUUAUGUUAUGACCAGAACAAUAAUUUUUUACCUAGUCCUUCUUUGCAAGGGGUAAUAUAAAUGUUGAUGUUCCAAUGCCUGAAGCUUACUGUUGGAUGUUUGUUACUGGAAGUUCUAUUCCCACUAUAUAUUGCAGAUAGAGGGAAAAAAAUGCUGCAUCCUAACAAUACUGUACAUUUAAGCACUCGCCUCAGUAGGAGGAUGUGGUUAUAAUGUUGAUCCUUCAAUUUGUUAAUUUUGUAUUUGUGGAUGGGGGCAAAGGAACAGGGGAAGCUGCUAAAUUUGGAACUGUUGACGUUAUCUGUGUUAAGUGAAGAGAUGGAAGCAGAGGAAAAUUAAAUAUGUUAAACAAAUUUGGACUGCCAUCCAAAAGGAGAUGAGUUGCUGGAACAUUAAAUUGCAAGCUACUCAUCUGACUCAUUGUAAGGGCAAAGGAGAGACUUGCUAUUAACUGAACUAAAUAUCUUCAAGAAUUUUGAAGGAAUAUUUAGUGAAUAAAAAGAAAUGCAUCUUUUGAGCAUUCUGUUUCUACAUUGAAAGGAAAUUGAGCUGUUAUGAGUAGUAAACAAUUUUUGUUUACUUGAAUACAUAGUGUUGUCUAUUAAAACUUGUCCCAGAUUUUAAGUAUGACAAACAAUUUUGAAAUAUUUUCUGCCCUAAUUAUGUAUCAUUGUCAGAGAUACAGUUACUGGUUAACUUAGGAGUAUUGAGAAAGUGCCAUGAAUUCAGUUCUGUGCAAAAGACUGGUUCUCUCUUCGAGGCCAGUCAUAUGUAAAAACAUUU
Messenger RNA from Chiloscyllium plagiosum (whitespotted bambooshark), 7081 nucleotides. RefSeq names its product actin-1. Gene Ontology annotation, cellular component: extrinsic component of membrane; cytoplasm. The record is from RefSeq and is a predicted model, not a curated record. Lineage: Eukaryota; Metazoa; Chordata; Chondrichthyes; Orectolobiformes; Hemiscylliidae. Gene Ontology annotation, molecular function: guanyl-nucleotide exchange factor activity.